AGCUCGUGGUUCGCUACAAAUUUUCAAUGCAAGCUCCUCACCUGGAGCUUUUUAUUGUGCCAACUGCUAUCAUUCUUGCACUUAUACCUUCCGUAUUGUGUGUGUAUAUGUGAUAUUGAGUUCCAGGGAAUUCUAGAGAUUUGGUGGAUUCAGUUUUAGUUGAAUUCUUGAAUAUUUGCAGUGGUGUCGCGUGUGCUCCUCGAAUUAAAUCCAGUCUCAAAUUUCCUGUAUUCCUGCAACCAUCUGGUGUUUUCUCAUAUCCUCUAAUUAAAGUGUUUUAUUUUCUAUUCAAUGCAAAGUUAAUAAACGUGAUUCAAAUCCUUAAGUUGCUUGGAAAAUAGAUAAAAGAUUAAAAAAAAAAACAAAAGUAGAAGCCUUCAAAUUAACAAACAUUAGGAAAGGAAAGGACACAGAAAAUACAUAAAGAAAUGAAACUUCAAGUGUUAAAAGGGUAGGAUAUUGGAUUUACGAUUUUGCGCACAAAUGCUCGCUAAAGAUAAAGUGUAUAAAAAACAAAAAAAUAAAUAAAAAUAAAAAUAAAAAUAAGAAAACUACACACAAUACAAUUUGUUGUCAUUUAUAAUUGCGGUACUACAAUAUACGCGCGCUUGUUUGUGAUUGAGUGAGUGUUGGUGUUGGUGUUUCUUUGCAAUACUGAGUCCUUUUUUUGUUUUUGCUUAAUGGAUGAAAACAAUGUUUACUUCCGUUUGAAAACGUAAUAUCCUGCUCCAAUUAUUCCAUAUGCAAGCGGUCUUCAUCUUGGUCAACUAUAACCAAAAUAUAAGUUUCGAAAACACAGUCACUACCUGUGGAUUAAAAUGAAUGACGAAGAUAUUUACGAAGUGAAAAAGACAUGGGAAAUACCGAUGGAAAAUCCCGAUGAGUCGGGACAAGCGAUUUUGAUUGAAUUUUUCACCCAAUUUCCGUCCAAUCAACAAAAAUUCGAACAAUUUAGAGAAGUACCAGUAGUUCAACUAAAGGAUAACGCUAAGUUCAAAUCUCAUGCGGCACGGAUAGUUAGGCUAUUUGACGACUCCAUCAACGCUCUGGGAACAGACUAUGCAGAUUCUGCUAUUCAAGAAUUAUGGAAAAAUACAGCGAAAUCUCAUUUUCGAAGAAAUAUUUCAAAACAAUCUUUCAAUGAGCUCAAAGGCGUCAUUUUACAAGUCCUUAAAGCUGCAUGCAACCUCAACGAUAGACAAGUUGAAGCUUGGACAAAACUAAUGGACCACGUUUAUGAUAUUGUUUUCAAAACAUUGGACGAGCUAGCUUCGAGUAAUCAGUAAGCAACGAUAAUUUUUGUAUUUGUUUUAUUUUUGAAUAUUUUAAUUUUUCGGUUACGGACUUAAAAUUAAAAUUGAUGUACAACCAAAUUCGUCAAACAAAUACUCGUAUGUGAAACAGUGAAUAGUUAAUAAUUAUUAUAAUAUAAUUGUUAGAUCAUCGUUUAACUUUUUGUAAAUGUGGAAAAUACACAUAAUAAUUUGAUUGAUUGAUAUUGGAAUUAAUAUGUAACUUUUUAAUAAACAAAAUAGAUUUAUAUGAAAACAUACCAACCGAAUAAAAAAUAAACAAAUAAAUAAAAAAGGAAAAAGUAUGAACAAAAAUAAAACAGUUUUAAAGUAUAUAGGGGUUUCAAUGGUGUUCUUUUGCAAACUAUCCUCCUCGUUCGUGUCUUGUAUUUAGUUUUACCUCAAAAUGCUUAUUAACACAAAGAAAAAUGUAAAAUAAAAACAAAACUAAAAUUGUUUAUGUAAAAUGUGUUAUUUUUUAUUGAGAGAAAUAUAUAUAUAUACUUAUAUACAAUAACGUAUGUACGUACUAAAUGAA
Molecule: messenger RNA, 1830 nt
Organism: Eupeodes corollae
Lineage: Eukaryota; Metazoa; Arthropoda; Insecta; Diptera; Syrphidae
Product: cytoglobin-1
Exons: 4
Coding region: 819-1286 (155 amino acids)
Biological process (GO): oxygen transport
Cellular component (GO): extracellular region; hemoglobin complex
Molecular function (GO): oxygen binding; heme binding; iron ion binding
Source: RefSeq, a predicted model, not a curated record